This is a messenger RNA of Triticum aestivum (bread wheat), 1623 nucleotides long. RefSeq lists its product as uncharacterized. Bases 496 to 864 code for a protein of 122 amino acids. The record is from RefSeq and is a predicted model, not a curated record. The transcript is spliced from 4 exons. NCBI's taxonomy places the organism in Eukaryota, Viridiplantae, Streptophyta, Magnoliopsida, Poales, Poaceae.
UCGUGCGUGCCUCACCUCCAUCUGCAGUUGGAGAGAGAGAUGGACUGGCGCCUCCGACGCGCUGGUCGACGCCGCGGCCGCCGCUCCCGCCCCUGCCGUCCGCGAGCCCGGGUGCACGGUGGCGCUCACGGACCUCCACCGUUGCCUCCACGCCUUCAGCGAGUCCUGCGACCGAGCCGAGGGCCUCGUCCAGGCGGCCGCCAGCGGCCUCGGCCCCGCCGCCUCCCGCCACGACGAGCUGUGUCGCGCCGUGCGCGCGGUGGACAAGGAUCUCUAGGCCGCCGCCGCAGGCCGGGAGGAGAACGAGAUGGAAGAGGAGAAGACUCGCCCUCCGACCACGCCGCUGGCGGCCGAGGACAAAUAGCCCAAUCGAUCUACCUCGUCUCCUGUUGAGGUGAUGUUCAUCAUUCUUGUUUUUUCCGUGUGAUGUUCAUCGUUCCUCUUAUUUUCUUGGUUGAUGUGCUAAUCGUGUUAGUCAUCUAGAAGAAAGGAGAGAUGGACUGGGAUAUUUUACCUCGCCGUGAUGCAUGGUGGCCGAGAUGCGGCAGCCCCAUGCUCUGUUCCGAUGGGCCUCCUCUGCUCGAUGUUUGCCGCUGGUUGAGUUUGGUACGGUUUCCUGUUGUCGCUUGCGUCGAGCCUUGGGUCCGUCUCUCCUUCGUUGAGCCUACUUCUCCUGUUGCUGGCGCUUCUUCUUCUCGUCCGUCCUACUGCUUACCCAACGUGCUUCUGCUUGCUGCCUCGGGUUGUACGAUCUCUUCUGUCGCUGUGUCGAUCGACUCAUCAAGGUUUUCUUCUUUCCUUUCUACUACAUGUGUGUGUGUUUUACUUUCAGUAUCUUCUGUGUCAUGCUGUCUGCCUUGGUGAUCUUUUAAAUAUCUGUAUGUCGUGCUGGUCGUUUAAAUGUUCCGGAUAUGGUCAGGCGUUGUGUGUUUUUCGAUCUCGUGCUGCUUAUAUUUCGUGUAUGCGUGUGAGCAGGAUUUGUCCGCUUGUUUCCGUUGUUAUACCUAUUUUGGAGGUCAUGGUAACUCGAUGCCCCCCGUGCUCACUCUUUCUGUUGUACAUAGAAGCAUAUUUGUCCAAUUCUCAGACUAAUUUUUUUGAAAGAAACCGCAGUUCAUUACAACGCCAAUUAUGGAUAUGGAUCCAUCUUGCUGCGCUGGAUGAAGGACUGGAUGCAAUAAGAAUUGCAUGUGACAAUUGCUCAUGAAUAGUAUUUGUUGUACAAACAUCCAGUUAAUUCUUGAGAUACAAUAGAGACACUAUAAUAGUACUACUUUAGUCAAAUACAUUAUCCACUGAUUGUUGUAGUGAAAUGUCGCUCUAGCUAUUAAUUUGCAGAAUCUUGCACGACAAACUAUAGGCAUGUGAUCUCUAUGGUGUUCCAGUAAAUAAAGAAAACUGGAACAUGUGCCUUCAAAUUUUCUAUUUAUAUACAAAAACCAUGCAUUGGUACAUAUGAACCAUAUGAAUAGGACUUAUCUAUUUUUUUGUCAUGUUUGUGAGUUUUCUGUUAUUUCCUCUCAGUGUGAAUAGGACUGAAGAAGAUGGACAUAGCCCUUUAGGUAAUUUCACUUUUUUUGAACAGCAAACCGUAGAACAAUAGUUCUAUGGUAUAUUAUAUUU